Neopsephotus bourkii (Bourke's parrot) is the source of this 2857-nucleotide messenger RNA. It is a transcript of the gene CCR6, whose product is annotated as C-C motif chemokine receptor 6. Gene Ontology annotation, cellular component: membrane. Gene Ontology annotation, biological process: G protein-coupled receptor signaling pathway; immune response; positive regulation of dendritic cell chemotaxis. The record is from RefSeq and is a predicted model, not a curated record. NCBI's taxonomy places the organism in Eukaryota, Metazoa, Chordata, Aves, Psittaciformes, Psittacidae. Gene Ontology annotation, molecular function: chemokine receptor activity. Bases 208 to 1302 code for a protein of 364 amino acids. The transcript has 3 exons.
UAUUGCUGUUAUUUCUUGUUUUUCAAAUUAAAGUGUGCUCCUGUGGAGGCUGAUGGUAAAUGUGCUUGAGGCAGCCACAAAAGAAUGUAACAGAAUCACACAUCCUCUUUCACCGAUCUUCAGCCCAUUUUCAAAUCUGAAAUACUUGGGAAAGUAUUUUGAAGUUCUUCUCAACGUAUUUUACUUGCUGAGAAGAGUACUGCCAAAAUGAAUUGUGUAAAUUUGUGUACCUCAGAAUAUCAGUAUUAUUCAGACUACGCUUCUCUAAUCGCACAGCCUUGUUCUAAACUGGAAGUCAGGAACUUCACAAAAGCAUUUCUGCCAGUUGUGUAUUCAUUGAUUUGUAUCAUUGGCUUAGUUGGUAACAUCUUCGUAGUGAUGACCUUUGCUUUAUACGAAAGAACCAAGUCCAUGACGGAUGUGUACCUCCUCAACAUGGCCAUAGCAGACAUACUGUUUGUUCUCACUCUUCCAUUGUGGGCAGUGAAUUAUGCUACUGAUAAAUGGAUUUUUGGUGAUCUCAUUUGCAAAAUCACCAGAGGUAUCUAUGCAGUCAACUUCAGCUGUGGCAUGCUGCUUCUGGCCUUUAUCAGCGUGGACCGGUACAUUGCUAUUGUACAGGCAACGAGGUCGUUUAAACUCAGGGCAAGAACACUCGCAUACAGUAAACUCAUUUGUUUGGCUGUGUGGGUAUCAUCAAUUUUAAUCUCUACUUCCUCUUUCCUAUACAGUGAAAGUUACAGCUUCUCCACCAAUGAAACCAAAGAGAUUUGUGAUCAGAAAUUUGAUAGAAUGUCUGACAGCCCAAUGUUGAAAUCACUGCUGCUGUGUCUACAAGUUGGAUUUGGAUUUUUCAUACCUUUCACAUUCAUGAUUUUUUGUUAUACAUUCAUUGUCAAAGCCUUACAACAAGCUCAGAAUUCCAAGAAAAACAAAGCAAUCCGUGUGAUUAUAUUAAUUGUAGCAAUUUUCCUAGUUUGCCAGGUACCUUAUAAUAUUGUUCUUCUCCUGACAGCCAUAAAUAUGGGCAAGAUAGACAAAUCUUGUGAAAGUGACAAGAUAAUGGCCUAUGCGAAAUACACCACAGAAGCUAUAGCAUUUUUACACUGUUGCAUGAACCCUGUGCUUUAUGCGUUUAUUGGAGUGAAGUUCAGAAGUUAUUUUGUGAAGAUAAUGAAGGACCUAUGUUGCAUGAGGUACAAGAAAUACUAUAAGCGUGGUUCAAGGACAAACUCUGAUAUUUAUCAUUCAAGACAGACUAGUGAAACUCUCACUGACAAUGGGUCUUCUUUUACUAUGUAAUACAAUUUGAGCACCAUUACUACUGAAGGACUCUUCUCACUGAGCAACCCAUACCAGUGUCACUGCUUGUGACUGCAAGCCAUUUGGGCUUCUCUGACCUUUAAGGGAGCUGCCACAGUCUACAGCUCCUCUCAGGAAAAGAAUUACAACAAAAGAAUAACAGUCCUAUGGAAAAUUGAACUCUUAUUCACCUUUCUAACAUUCACAAUCUCCUGAAGUGCAAUCUGUCAGAAUUAUCGGGAAAAUUAAGUUUGCAGAGGAACCUCCCUUGUUUUCUAAGGAAAAUUUGCAUUUCAUCUGUCCUACAUCACUGAAAUAUCCCCCAAAUACGAAGCAAAUUAAUCAGUUUAUGUCCAAGCUCAUUCUACUUAUGUUUAUGUUGUUUCUGUCAAUUACUUCUCCUGGAAAUCCUAUUUAAGUGUAGAUCUACACUCUGCUUUUUUUGCAGACAGGUCACGCUGUGACAAUACUAACCUAAAGAGAUGGCAUUUUGAGCAAAGUAUGGCAAGGAAAGCAAACAGAAAUGAACAAACAGGCUCAGGGCUUCUGACAUAGCUGGUGUUAGGUGUUAGGUCUUGUAGACCCAGCACUACGCUCCCCGCCCCUGCUCAUUGGGACCUGCUUAAACCAAGGCUAAGUCUGGUCAAAGCCAACAGUGUCUACUAGAGAGAAUACUAGGAGAAAAGAAAAUUAUUAAUUAAAAAGAACACUGAAAUAUCCCUAAAAAGUUUUUAUGACAUCUCCUGAUAGUGUCUUAUGAACAGAGAAUGGGGCUUUGCUUGGGAGGUUCUUCUCAUCUUUAGGCACAGGAUUCCAGUUCUGGAAUAGCUGGUAACCUGGUGAAUGUCUCUUUGUGAAAAGUUGUUUCUUUCUAGAUGAAAUUCACACUCCACUUUUUACAAGGCAGCAAAAUGUACAGAACUGCAAGAUUUCCAACACUUUCUGUUGGAACUUGACUAGUGACAAGGCUUGAUGCAUUUUUUGGUAUUUAGCUACCAUUACUUAAGUUUCAUUAGGAAUGGAUUUGCUAGCAAAAAUAUGCGUAUACAAAAUUAUGUUAUUAGCUUCAGAAAUUAUUAAGAACUACAUCUAUAAAUAAGAGCAGAGUCUGAUUUAAUUCUAUCAGAAUUUUUACCGAGUCAGCAUUGACUCACUAUGAAUAUAGAAAUAUUUAUAAUAAAUGCAAUUAGUUCUACCUAGCCAUGACUUUUCAGCAAUCCUCAGUGGAUCUUCUGGUCAUUGAGUGAGCUUCACCACACCAUAGCAGUCAUGGUGGGAUGGCAAGAUUGACAGGAGCAGGAACUGGAGGGUAGAAGGGCAGGGUGGAGGACAGAAGAGGAGCACCACUCUUUGGAGUCUGCUGAACUACCUGCCAGUCCUCCACAGUUCUGCUGCGAUGGGAGCACAAACCGCAUGUCUGGGUUUGCUGUUGUAUGGGACAUUGCAGUCCUAUGCUGUGUAAAUUAAUGCGAUUUGCAGAUUGCUGUUAAACUUGGUUGUUUUGUUUUAAGCUCAUAGCUGAAGAGCUUGAAUUACUAAACACAUUGUUUACUGG